UAAUAUUUUCUUAGUAAUUAAAUUAUCUAUCACUCCUAUAAAAAACUUUUAAGUUAUAAAACCAUUGCUGCACUUUCUUUGUUUAUAUAUCUCAAAAAACAUGGAACAAACUCCCUCUCAAAAACAACCUUCCAUCUCUCUUCGUCUCGACAAUGAAAACAAAGCAACUGAAUUCCGUCCACUCUCAUUAUCAUCACCUCACAUGGUUGCCUUUCACUUGGCAUGGCUCUCUCUCUUCACUUGCUUCUUCUCCACCUUCUCAAUUCCUCCUCUUGUACCUAUCAUCCGCCGUGACCUCCACCUCUCUGACACCGAUAUAGGCCAUGCCGCCAUCGCCUCUUUUGUUGGUUCCAUCUUCUCCCGCCUUGCCAUGGGCCCUGUCUGUGACCUCCUGGGCCCACGAAUUGCCUCUGCUUCUCUCUCUUUAAUCACGGCUCCCAUCAUCCUGUCUACAUGUUUCAUCACUUCUCCUUCUUCUUUUAUUCUCAUUCGAUUUCUGGUUGGUUUUUGUCUAGCCAACUUUGUAGCUAACCAGUUUUGGAUGACUUGUAUGUUCUCUGGUUCUGUUGUUGGUCUUGCUAACGGGGUAGCCGCUGGUUGGGCUAACACUGGAGCCGGUGUGGCACAGUUAGUCAUGCCACAGAUAUAUUCUUUAAUCAAGACUUGUAGGCUAACAUCUCCAUCUACUGCUUGGCGUGUAUCAUUUGUUAUUCCUGGAAUCUUUCAAGCUUUUAUGGCUGUAAUGGUUCUCGUUUAUGGCCAGGAUUUGCCUUCUGGUAGUUGUAAGUAUAAAGAUUCUGAACACUCUAAACAACCUAAGAAAGACAACUUUCUUGGAGUUCUUUUUGAUGGGCUAACGAAUUAUAGAGGAUGGAUACUAGGAUUAACAUAUGGGUAUUGUUUUGGGUCAGAAUUGACAACCGAUAAUAUGAUAGCAGGGUAUUUCUAUGAUAGGUUUGGAUUGAACGUUCAAGUUGCAGGAAUGAUUGCUGCAAGUUUUGGGAUGGCAAACUUCUUUACAAGGCCAAUGGGUGGAGUUUUAUCAGAUAGGAUGGGGAAGAAAUUUGGGAUUAGAGGGAGAUUAUGGGGGCUGUGGAUGGUACAGACGAUGGCUGGGAUUUUGUGUGUGAUACUGGGAAGGGUUAGCUCGCUUUGGACGUCUGUUGCUGUCAUGUGUUUGUUUUCUGUGUUUGUUCAAGCUGCUUCUGGCCUCACAUUUGGUGUGGUUCCUUUCGUUUCCAAGAGAUCACUGGGAGUGAUAUCAGGGAUGACAGGGAGCGGAGGAACUGUGGGGGCAGUGGUUACCCAGUUAUUAUUGUUUUCAGGCUCUAGAUUCUCCAAGCAAACAAGCAUUUCUCUUAUGGGACUUAUGAUGAUUGUAUGCACCCUCCCUGUUACCUUAAUCUACUUCCCUCACUCUGGCGGUAUGUUCUGCGGCCCCUCCGGCGAUACAAGUUCGACGCAUGAAGACGCUGAAGAUUACCACUUGCUUGUAUAAAGAUGAGGGAAAAGAUGGAGCUUAAAAGAAUGAAGUUUCAUCACACCUCAAUAGGAGUUAAAUUCACUACUCAGGUCCAAGAUUUCAAGGAAUUCAGAGAGCGACUAGCUGCUGCAGGCCAACAAAAUUUAUCUCAAAUCUAAGAGAAGAUCAACCUUAGAUUAUUUACCAGGACCUCCAAAAAGCAUCUUCAACAAUGUAGCAUUCUACGUUAUUUAAAAAAAAUUUUGCAGCAUUCCACUUCUACUGCAUAUAUAAAUGCUGUUCGUUAUUUUA
This is a messenger RNA of Ricinus communis (castor bean), 1774 nucleotides long. Its product is annotated as high affinity nitrate transporter 2.7. Gene Ontology annotation, molecular function: nitrate transmembrane transporter activity. Gene Ontology annotation, biological process: transmembrane transport. The record is from RefSeq and is a predicted model, not a curated record. The transcript has 2 exons. Lineage: Eukaryota; Viridiplantae; Streptophyta; Magnoliopsida; Malpighiales; Euphorbiaceae. The coding region runs from base 101 to 1498 and encodes 465 amino acids.